This is a messenger RNA of Tremella mesenterica DSM 1558, 719 nucleotides long. RefSeq lists its product as uncharacterized. The transcript is spliced from 4 exons. The annotation marks the transcript as partial. The record is from RefSeq and is a predicted model, not a curated record. NCBI's taxonomy places the organism in Eukaryota, Fungi, Basidiomycota, Tremellomycetes, Tremellales, Tremellaceae.
AAAGUAACUUUGAAUGCUCGUAGCAGUGAGGACCGUAGAGAAGGUGGUGAUCAUCAUGUCCAAACCAAAGUCGGAAUCCCAAAACUCUCAAGCCGGUAAAGCCCAUAAGCAGACCACUUUAGCUGGCUUCUUUUCCAAACCCGUCACAAAGUCUAAACCCUUGGUACCUCCUGGUCUUGUCCAAUCUCCUUCCACCUCUUCUUCAGCUGGCGGACCAUCCAACUCUUCACCUAUCUCUGCUACUCUUCAAACCCCUACGUCGGAAAUGGGCAGCUCUCCCCUCACUGCUCGACCUGUCAACUCCAUACAUCAAGGCAAAGGUGUCACUCAAAAGCGACGAGCCGAAAGUCCUCUCAAGACUUCUUUCGUCAUUGAUGAUGAGGAUGAGCAGAUACCUUCGCACUCGUUGCUACCCGUUCGAAACCAGCCUGUAGAAUCGGUUGUUCGUAUUGAGGAGAAGGACGAAGCAGGAAUGAGAAUGGAUUUGGACGAUGAUUCUCCUGUACUCAUGCGCCGCCGUGCAAGUAAACGAAAGGUGUUAUAUACCGAACCAGACUCUGACGCUUCUUCUGGUGAGGAUAUCAGGAAGAAGGGUAGUAGCUCCGCUCCUAGUAAAAAGUCCAGAGGUAGAAAGAGUUUGAAAGUCGAUUCUGACUCUGAUGACUUUCAACUCGACUCAGGAGACGAUGAAGCUAUGCUGGCUGCGGCUGAGGAAUACG